UAAAAGCAAAAGGAUUGGCCUUUGUUUUGUUCGUGCAGUUCAAAACUAGUUCUUCUAGAUUAUCAAUUAGACCUGUGGAAACCAUUGACGUGGGACCUCAUCGUGAUCCUUUUCCUAACAUUUAUUUUACGAAUUAGUUUCCUAAUUAUCAUUUCAUUUCAUUUCUCUUCCUCCCCUUCCUCAUUCCAAUCAUCAUGAAUUUCUUCAAAUCCGUUUUCUCAGACGACCCAGACCCUCAACAAUCCCAAUCCAACGACGCGCACCACACCGACUCGCCACACGCGCCAGAAAAUCCCUCCGGCGCGUGGAACUUCGGCAAACUAAUCAAAACCCUAAGCCAAAAAUCUGAAUCAGUCAUCGAAAUUUACCGCCGCGAUCUUAACGAAUUCGGCACCGGUUUAAAGAAAGAGAUUGAGAUCGCUCACGACUCUCUCGAAACGGUUGGCCACGUCAUCGAUCAAUUCGGUAACACCGUCAUCAAAGGAACGGCUCAGAUCAUAUCUCAAGGUAGACACGCAAUCAUCGAAUCCGAUUCUCAUGACAACAACAAUAGCAACGAUAAGAAACAGAGUAAUUUGAAUUUGAAAUUGUAUAAUAGAUUUGAAUCUCAGGUUCGUGCAAUUCAAGGUGAUCCUAAUACUUACACCGAAGAACCUGUUGAUUUGGACCGUUAUAAUAAAUGGAAAUUGGAGUUUUCGUUGGAAGGGAAAACCGAAGAAAUGGCAGGGUUUCUAAGAGAGAAUGACGCCAUGGAGAGUGUUUAUAAAAGGGUGGUUCCUAAUAUUGUUGAUAGUGAAACAUUUUGGUUUAGAUAUUAUUAUAAGGUUUAUAAGGUUAAAAAAGCUGAGGAUGUGAGGGCUAGGCUUGUUAGACGAAUGUCCAGGGAAGAGGAAGAAGAGUUGAGUUGGGAUGUUGAAGAUGAUGAUAGUGGUGAUUUUGAGAUAAAUGACGACGAUGAUGAUGAUGCGGUGAGUAUUAAGAGAUUGAAUACGGAAGAGGUGUGUGCUUCUGGUGGGGAAGAGUCUAGGGUUGAAAAGAGGAUGGGGGAGUCUGUUGAGGAAUCAAAAGUUGUUGAGGAUUUGGAGGUUAAUGAUGAGAAGGGUGAUGGAGGUCAAGUUGAUAAUGGUAAGGAUUUGGAUAAGAAAAUGACGAUGGAUAAGGACGCCGGCGAUGGAAAGUCUUUACCGGUUGUAAGUCAGAAGGAGGAGCAUGGGGAGGAGGAGAAAGAUCUUGAGUGGGAUGAGAUUGAGGAUCUUAGUAGCAUUGAUGAAAAGAAGGGAAUGGGGAGUGGUAGCCCAACCAAAGUUGAUUUACUGAAAAGAUUGAGUUCUGCGGCAGAAGAAGAAGAAGACUUGAGUUGGGAUAUUGAAGAUGAUGAUGAUGAGCUUGCCAAGGCUUGAGAGCUAUAGGUAUACAUAUACAUGUGCAUACACACGGGUCACAUUGAUAAAUAAAAGGUAGGUCAUAGUUUUGGAUAUAUUUAACUUCAAAAUUCCACCGAUACGCUAGGUGUUUCCAACUUCCACUUUCUAUUUCUUUUACUUCCUAUCCA
This is a messenger RNA of Cicer arietinum (chickpea), 1552 nucleotides long. RefSeq lists its product as uncharacterized. NCBI's taxonomy places the organism in Eukaryota, Viridiplantae, Streptophyta, Magnoliopsida, Fabales, Fabaceae. The record is from RefSeq and is a predicted model, not a curated record. Gene Ontology annotation, cellular component: cytoplasm.